GUCUAUUGCAGCCCCUCUUCUUGCCCUGUUCACUGAUUCUGUCUGCAGUGCGGAUAACACACACAACAUCCUCGCCAGCCUUGCUGUGAACUUCCCACCAUGCUGCUCCGGCUCAUUCUGCUAUUCUACACGCUGCAAGUUGCAGAUGCAGGACUGUUCCAAUACCCGCCCUUAGUCAGAGUCGAGGUCGGGAGCAGCGUAAACUUGACCUGCGAUAUCGAGGACAUGAGUGGAAAGUGUUUCAGUGUCAUCUGGUUCAAACUGCGGUCCAAGAGCAUCCCGACCCUGGAAACUUAUCAAAGUGUCAGAGCCGGUGGCAGCUUUGCAGGCGACGAAAUCGAGAAAACCUGUUCCCUGAACCUAAACAACGCGCAGGUGAAGGAUUCCGGGACUUACUAUUGCGCUUUUAUUAGGAGCUCAGCUAUGUACUUGGGCAAUGGAUCCACGUUAGUAGUACGAGAACGCUCCGAUGACCGCGCUUAUAUUGAAAUCCUCACCCCUUCAGAGUCAGACGGCGAAGUCCAGUCCAGCGGCGCCGCUACUUUAGUGUGUCUGGUGUUCGGGGUAUCUGAGCAGGCUCGUGUCUACUGGCUCACCGAUCACGGACUGACCGUCUCCGGGUCCGGAGAUUCCAGCGAAUCCACUCCGGACUUUAUCAGGAAUCAGAUCACCAUUCCGGGCGAGGUCUGGAGCAGCGGGUCCGUGUGCACGUGUGUAGUGGAAACAGAGAGCGGACGCAAUAUGAGCAAAAGCGUGAGCAAAACCGGUAAGAGCAUGAACAUUUUAUGUGAUUAUUUUUUUUAAUUAUUUAUCCAUAAAUACAUAAAUAAAAUAACAUUAUCUUAUCGAUAUAGGUAAUCUAAAGUACACCCCGAUUUUUAUAAUGUAACCAGGUUUAAAUUGCGAUCAAUUAUGAUAGAUCCCUUUGGU
Acipenser ruthenus (sterlet) is the source of this 930-nucleotide messenger RNA. RefSeq lists its product as uncharacterized. Gene Ontology annotation, molecular function: coreceptor activity; MHC class I protein binding. Gene Ontology annotation, cellular component: cell surface. Gene Ontology annotation, biological process: regulation of immune response. The coding region runs from base 100 to 804 and encodes 234 amino acids. The record is from RefSeq and is a predicted model, not a curated record. NCBI's taxonomy places the organism in Eukaryota, Metazoa, Chordata, Actinopteri, Acipenseriformes, Acipenseridae. The transcript has 3 exons.